AUGCAACCCAAUCGGCGUGUCGGCAAGGCUUGCGCGAGGUGCCGUCGACGAAAAGCAAAGUGUGGCGCCUGUGCUUCAGCGGGUGUUGAGUGCACAGGCUAUGACGCUUCAGUCGGCGGCGCCGCACCUCGAAGUGUGCUGGCGGAAUUGAAGAGCCGUAUUCAACAGCUAGAAUCACGCCUCGAAUCUCUCAGCUCUGCACACACUGCGAGCGACCCUUUCGGCAUUGGGAAAGCUCUUGAUGAACUGGAGUAUGCUACUGCGGAGUUGGACUCAAGAGCGGGUGCCAUGUGGUUCAAGUCUCGUUCUGGUGCCAGUGGCGCUUGUCGCGACUUCAGUCUCUGCGAGGAGCUCUUGUUGUCUUCUGCACCGUUCUUGAGCAUUCAGGCGAGCAGUUGCACCACCAAGAAUCUGGACGACAUUGAUCCAGCCGAGAACAGAGGAAGACCAUUGACAUCGGUCCCGGAGGAAGUCGUCAGGAUGUUGUUGAAGAAUUAUAAGGACACCUACCUCGCUCAAUAUCCUUUUCUGGAUGAAGACGAACUUGAUCAGUCCUUGUUACGAGUCAUGUCCACAACCGGAUCUGCGGGAGUUUCAGCGUCUCAUUUUGAUCAUUUCAGCUUAGGCAUGGCUCUUGCUAUUAGCGCUACGACCCUUACUCGGCUCGAUGGACAACGGGCAACAACCCUGGGUCGAGAGUUCUGGAAUGGUGCAAAGCUCCAUUUGCCCUUCAUUUUGGACGGACCUGGCCACGAGAUUCUACGUGCGAUGCUGCUGCUUGCUCAUUACGGAUUUCUCCAUCCUCAUGCCUGUGACCCCUUCAUGUGUUCCGGUGCUGCCAUGAGCCUGGCCCUUGAGAUGGGCUUACAACAUGAGGUAGCUGCUGACCGAGAUGGGCUGCUUAGCCAAAAGCAACGAGACGACAGGCGCAUACUUUUCUGGUCUACCUACAUAAUGAAUUGGCAAGUGCUCCCCCAAGUUGCCCAUCGCGACGCUAACCGAACCGGAAGCAACGUUCAUUACAUUCCAGCCCGGCCUUUUAAUUUGCCUGUUACCGAAGUAUCCACACAGCUCCCAUAUAUAUCGGCCAACGGCAUGCUUAACUCGUUUCUCAGCCAUUCUUCAUACGUCGCACCACACGUAUGGUCGGCAAGGAUGCUUGAGCUGGAGGCUCUAACCAUGAUGUACUCUCCUGGAUCGAACCAGAUGUCAUUUCAAGCAUUUCAAGACUGGCAGGCAGGGUUGAUCAGUCGGCUAGAAGCAUGGCAUAGCGCAACGCAUAGCAGUGUCGACGACGUUCUGGCGAAGACGAUACAGUUUGACGACAUCAUCUACCAUUUCCUCAUCUUUCGCUUGAACAGACCGUCUCCAGGUUACCCCGUCCCACACCUGGGUAUGCGACAACAGAGCAUAAGGUCUGCGCUGAAAGUUGUUCACAUCUACUCUAUUAACGACAAGAACGGGAUGUUGCUCUACUACUGGCACGCCGCUUACCACAUGUUCGAAUUGGGCGUCUUUCUCUUGUAUAUUAUGCUUGAGGCAACACAACGACACUUACCCCCGAGCGGUUUCGAAGUUGAUGACAUUGAACCAGGUAUACUUCUCAGAACUAUGGGCAUCAUCCUGGAUAUUCUGUGGAAGGCCGUGGGCCGGUGGCCAGAGACUGAGCCCAGUGUUCGACUACUGGAAAACGUGUCUUGCCCUGUUACAGAGGGAUUCAGACAGUGGACGCAGGGACAUAGCUGGCACCCGGGCUUGCUGGACACCGGGAUCAAGGCGUGGCUCGUCGAUCUGAACAAUAUAUGGAGUUUGCCAAUCCGGCAGGCUGGAACAAACAAUUAA
Molecule: messenger RNA, 1842 nt
Organism: Exophiala dermatitidis NIH/UT8656
Lineage: Eukaryota; Fungi; Ascomycota; Eurotiomycetes; Chaetothyriales; Herpotrichiellaceae
Exons: 4
Coding region: 1-1842 (613 amino acids)
Biological process (GO): positive regulation of transcription by RNA polymerase II
Molecular function (GO): sequence-specific DNA binding; DNA-binding transcription factor activity, RNA polymerase II-specific; zinc ion binding
Source: RefSeq, a predicted model, not a curated record